This is a messenger RNA of Penaeus monodon (black tiger shrimp), 1410 nucleotides long. RefSeq lists its product as uncharacterized. The record is from RefSeq and is a predicted model, not a curated record. The transcript has 8 exons. Lineage: Eukaryota; Metazoa; Arthropoda; Malacostraca; Decapoda; Penaeidae. Bases 16 to 1410 code for a protein of 464 amino acids. Gene Ontology annotation, molecular function: RNA binding.
AGAUAUCAAAUUGGGAUGCUUACUAAUGCAUAUUCCUCCUUCAUUGCCACCCCACGCCACCCCACGCCAACGGGUAACACAAAUCUCAGCGUAAUAAACUCUGGUGAUUUCUGGCAGCAGUCAACCACUGGGCGCAGGAGUCGGGCUCAUAAAGAUGAAUGUCCCUCUCCAUGCACUCUGGUGCAUCGCCGCACGUAUAGCCAUACCCCGCAGACCACGCUUGUACACGUGACCCCUCAGAAAAAGAGCACAAUGCCGCGCCUCUUUGUUGGAGGCCUGAGUGGCCAGGUGGACAAAAAUGCCCUUGAGUCAACAUUUUCAGAAUUUGGCCAUGUCUCCAAUGUAGACUUCAAGGAAAAAACAGAUCCAGAGGGCAAUGUGAUGAUGAAGUUUGCCUUUGUUAGUCUGGAGGGACAAAUGUAUCAGGUUCAAGAGUGUGUGAGACAGAUGAACGGCUCUACAUGGCUUGGAUCACAGCUGAGAGUGGAGGUUGCCAAGGAGAGUUUCUUGGACCGCCUGAAGAGGGAACGUAUGGAAGCGCAGCAAGAGGAGAGAAAUGAUCUUUUAUCAUUUUCCAUGGCAAAUAGAUAUAACAGGGAGGAAAGCAGAGGGAAAUAUGACUAUAACCAAGGGAUGAAUGAAAAGAGGUUUAAUCAAAACAUCAGCCAAGAAAAUUUAAUGUUGGGCAAGAAAAGAGAAAGGCCCUCAGAAAAAACAUAUCAGAUGCAGGGUGACUCUUUUGGCACCAAAUCACAGCCAAAGAAGAGGAACGCAACAGAGGAAACUAUGAUGACUAGCUUCAAGAAUUACUCCUCAGUUUGGAAUGACAGUGAGGAAGAUUCUGGUUAUGGGAAAGACAAUAGGCCCAGAUAUAAGGCUGAAUCCAAAGAGUUCACUGAUUCAGAUGGAGGAACAACAACAGAUGAGGAAGAGGGAGAGGGCCAUGAUAUGGGAGAUGUCAGGAAGGAGCAGCAGGCUCAGCUGAGACUGCUGGAAACUAUGCAAGACUCCAAAAAAGCUACAGCAAAUUUAAGGUCAUUGGCAAGCUCUGGUCAUAACAGUGAUCCCCGGCCAAUCAUCAGGUUUGACCCAACCAGAAUGAAACCUCAGCCUAAAGCACAAUCAAAACAACCCUUUGUACCAGAGGACAAACCCAUUUUGACAGAUGAUUCAAAGUAUGUGAAGGUUUCAAAGGAACUGGACUUCACACAAAAAUCAUCUGGAUUCAGUCUCUUAGCACAGUUUGGUAAACUUAAAGAUGAAGAAGAAACAGUUGAAAUUCAAGAGCAUGAGCCAACUGUUAUACCUCAACGUGUAGAAGUUAAGCCACAGGUUGAAUGUCCAAAAGCAGUCAAGCAACACAAUUUCUUCAUUACAUCCAGUGAUAAACAUAUAAAAGGGAUACUGUAG